Messenger RNA from Scophthalmus maximus (turbot), 3319 nucleotides. Its product is annotated as male-specific lethal 3 homolog. The record is from RefSeq and is a predicted model, not a curated record. NCBI's taxonomy places the organism in Eukaryota, Metazoa, Chordata, Actinopteri, Pleuronectiformes, Scophthalmidae. The transcript has 14 exons. Gene Ontology annotation, cellular component: NuA4 histone acetyltransferase complex; MSL complex; nucleus. Gene Ontology annotation, biological process: regulation of DNA-templated transcription; chromatin organization. Bases 140 to 1783 code for a protein of 547 amino acids.
AGCUGCGCUCAUCCCACAACAGCGCCACCAUCUCUCCACAGCCUGUUUUUGGUGGGAGACUCCUCUCUGGCAGAGAACGGGUUAAGGAGUUCAUAGGGUCCAGAUCGAUGCCUCCUCUCCCACUCGUCGCCAUGAACAAAUGAAUUCGCGGGGAAUUAAAUAUCAAUUUCGCAAAGGAGAACGAGUCCUGUGCUUCGAACCCGACCCCUCCAAAGCUAAAGUGUUGUACGACGCUAAGGUCAUUGAUGUCUUGAUAGGUACAGAUGACCAUGGAAGACUAAUCCCAAAGUACCUGAUUCACUUCAACGGCUGGAACAGAAGUUGGGAUCGUUGGGCUGCAGAGGAUCAUGUCCUAAGAGACACUGAGGAAAGCCGUGAAUUGCAACGUAAACUGGCUCGCAAAGCUCUAGGUCGCAUGAAGAGAAAAGGAUGGUCGAAGAGGCGGCGACGUCAGUCUGGUACUAAAUCUUCUCUGAAGACUCUCCCUAAGGAGGACGACAGUGACGACCCAUGUUUGAUUUCGUCUUCAGAGAGCAGUGACGGGGACGACUCUGACCCUGAAUCUUCAAAUAGUGGGGAGAGCACUUUCUCUGAGGAUAUCAACAAAAUGAGGGUUGAACCAGACGUCAAUGUUAAGAGGGAAUGUGAGGAGAAGAUUGUCCAUAUUGACAUCGGCAUCCCGGAUGUACUGAAGAAGAAACUGGAGGACGACUGUUUCUACAUCAACAAGAGGAAAAAGCUGGUGAUGGUGCCCUGUCAGAUGAAUGUUGUGCACAUCCUGGAGUCUUACGUGAAACACUUUGCCAUCAACAAAGCAUUCAUGGCCAAUGAGCGGUUCCGGCGGCAGCAGAACACCACGCAGAGCAGCAGUCCACAAGCAAUCCCCCCAGAAAAGAGCGAGGAGCUGUGUAAGGAGAUGGUUGACGGCUUGAGGAUUACGUUUGACUUCACCUUACCCAUGAUCCUCCUCUACCCCAGUGAACAAGCUCAGUUCAAAAAGGUCAGCUCGUCUAGGGUCUGUCUGGCCACGAACGAAGGCUCCCCCUGCUCCAGCAACACCCAACGAGAGCGUAGCCCCAGCCCGUUGGGACACAACCCCCCGACUCCUCAAUCCACAGACAGCCAGCCGGCACUGAGCGACAUCUCUGCCACCACACCCACUGCCCCAGCCCCUGCCCCUGCCCCAAAGCGCCGGCGCCACCCUGACAUGGACUGUAUCUCGUACCAGUCCCAGUCACUCAGACGCUCCACCAGGAACACGUCCGGAGGUGACCGGCCAGCUGAGGGAAGCAGCGGAGGUGGAGGCAGUGCCACAGCGUCCCCACAGCUCAAACAUCGUUUGAUUGACACGUCGUCCCAACCCAAGUUCUUCCUCAACCUCGACAGAAAAACCCCAGUGCACAGUGGCUCAUCUUCCCCAUUGCCCUCGACGCCAAGCAAAGAGCGAAGCGGGCUGUUCUAUGGAAUGGAGAGCCGGAGAAACAAUGAGCUUAAUGAGGUGCUAAGUUGGAAGCUGACUCCUGACAACUACCCUCUGACUGACCAACCUCCUCCACCGUCCUACCUGUACGGAUCACAGCACCUGUUGCGGCUUUUUGUAAAGCUCCCUGAGAUCCUGGGAAAGAUGCAGAUCCCUGAGAGGAAUCUCCGAGCCUUGGUCAAACAUUUGGAACUCUUUCUAAGGUUUCUGGCAGAGUUCCACGAGGAUUUUUUUCCUGAGUCUGCAUAUGUGUCAGCGUCAGAGGCCCACUACAGCAUGAAACAGCCGAGGCCCAUUUACUGAAAGAGACAUUAGUCGUUUGUGUUUCCUUCCCUUGUCGUUUGUACCCUUCCUACCCCUUCAGCUUUGUCAAGACUGUCCCGACUGGGCUCGUGCACAGAAGGAUAAUAGCGGCUUCCUCCCUUUUUCUCCUCCUCUGGCACUAACAUUAGUUUUCCUCCAGUUGCCUUGUGGGGGGAAAAAAACCUUGCCUCUACCGUAACUAACCCCGGCCUGUUCUCUCUUCCUGGUUGUCGUGCAUGUGAAGCCACCCUGCGCCGCUUUGAUUCAGUGCCCCGCUCCGAGGCACGUUGAGUGCUGUGUGUUGGCAACCUUUCUGUGGGACGCGUAUACAAUUAUAUGUUUUAGCAGGCAGCUACUACUGAGCCCCCCUUUCCAAACCUCUCCCCGUCGUCAGUUUCCUUUUAUUUACCUGACCUACAUCUCUCAAGACCAGCUGGAAAGUUCUUCAGCCUCUCAGAUUUUAGAGGCCGACCAUAACAAAACGGUUCUCAAUCACUCCGAUGUGGAAAUAGACACAAUCACUGCUACUUUGCAAAGCCUGCCUAACAAACUAACUUUGGAUUCUCUUUGGGACGUCCUCUGCUGUUUUGCCCGCGUGCAAGCUUGUUCCCCUCCUUAAUGUCGCGACUUCCUGUAAGUGCUUCUCGUGCAGCGCCGCCACGGAUCCCGCUCUGGAACCGAUUCCUCUAAAGCUGCAGUAGGACUUGCGCUUCCCCUCCUGGAGAUGCUUCUCUUCUUUCGCUGAGCAAAUCUCAAUUUCGCAGACUCUUGGAAAUGACAACUUUGUUGAAUGGUCCAGUUUUUUUUUUGUUGUUAAAUGUUGAUAUAUUUCUGUUUCUUGCUUUGUCUUCCUUUCUGAUGUUUUCAUGUAAAUGUCUGAUGUCACUGAGCUUUGUAUUUGUUCCUCUCACUGUAGUUCCCUUCUGACAGGAAGAAUACGUUGCUGUGGAGAAAAUCACACAAACAAUAUCACAGCAACGUGUCUAUUAAUAAAGCUAUAUCUUGUUGUUGGCUGUUAGUUUUUGACGGCGUUACUUGGAUUGUUUUAGGCUCAGUUCAAUGAGUAACUGAUUUGUUGAACAAUCUCUCACCAAAAGCAAAUUUACGCUGUUUGAUGCGGAAACGUCUGAUGCACUUUGCUAAAACAUUUUAGAAGAAAAAAAGCGGUGACUCUGAUUCCUCCCCAUGAUGUUGUGAACAUGUAACACCUGUCGGAUCAGUAUUUUAUUUAUUUUUCUACUCACACCACUGGAUCACUUCGUUUGCGUGUUGUUUGAUAAAUUGGUUAUUAAAUACUUGACGAGGCCCAAAAUACACAAUUUUUUUGUCUCAGCAGUUUGUACAUACAAUCAUAUAAAUAACUGGUUUGUAACACUUGAAGGGUUAAUGCAGUGUUACUGUAUGGAGUUGAGGUCCCAGAGUAAUUUUUUGCAUUUCAUUUCAAUAACUUCAAUUUAUUUCUGUAAAUGUUUUCCUCUGUAUCCUUAUCGUCUUCUUUGUGGAGAGACGAUAUGUAAAUAAAGACUUUCAAAAACU